AGAGAAGGUGAUUUCCCCGGUCAGGCCACAACGAAGAUGUACGUUUUCACUUUCUUCGUAGUCACAUAAUAACCUGACCCACAGUUCAAAUACAUGUUGAAGUGUUGUGAGAUAUAUUUCCCAGCUGGAAACAGGAAGUCACAAACAUAAACAACCAUGUCGCAAGAGGGAUUUCAGUCAGACGCUGUGAAAACCACCGAGGACUCCGGCUUGAACCCAGUGGAAACGCAGAGGAGCAUCCCCGGGAAAACACCGAUACAGAUCCUGCACGAAUAUGGCACCAAAACGGGAAGUCUUCCUGUGUAUGCGAUGGACAAGGCCGAGGGAGAAGCUCACCAGCCCAGCUUCGUCUUCAGCGUGAAGAUCGGAGAUGUGAGCGGCACAGGUCAAGGUUCGAGUAAAAAGUCUGCUAAACACCAGGCCGCAGAGGCUGCCCUGAGUAUUCUGCAAAAAGACAAUGCAGCAGUGAUAAUUUCUGCGAAGUCUGAGAUUAAUGGUGUCGCAGCAGAAACUCCCAAUCCUCCAAACUCAGUGGGGAUACUGCAGGAGCUAGCGUUGCACCGAGGAUGGCGUCUACCUGAAUACUCGGGUGUAACGGAGUCUGGUCCACCACACAAGAGAGAGUUCACUGUGACCUGUCGGCUGGAGUCCCUGUCAGAGAAAGCUGUAGGAAAUUCAAAAAAGGUGGCGAAAAAGGCAGCUGCGGAAAAAAUGUUUGCAAAGCUCCAAACUCUGUCAGGCUGUUCUGAAAUCACAUGGAUGCCUACACCUAGUGUCCGAUUUGAGAACUUGAAGAACUCCUCAUCAGAGAAGAUGUGUUUACUGAGAAGAAACCCUCUGAGCAUACCUAACACCGAUUACAUCCAGAUGAUGUUAGAGCUGUCCAAAGAGCAAGGCUUUGAGGUCACGUACUUCGAUAUUGAUGAGCUGACGGUGAACGGCCAGUACCAGUGUCUGGCAGAGCUGUCCACGUCCCCGGUCACCGUCUGCCACGGCACGGGCAUCUCCUGUAGCAACGCCCACAACGACGCGGCCCACAGCGCCCUCCAGUACAUCAAGAUCAUGGCCUCCUCCAAGUAAACGCCUCCGCGGUCGCAACUGCCUCUUCACCCGCGUUGUCACAUACCGUUUAUGUGCUGAUGUCCAUGUCGUGUUCUUCCUGCUCGAGGUCGAGAUGAGGUCAAGGUUUAUUUUUUUAGAAUAAUAUAUAUCACAAAUCAGAUCAUUGUCCGCAAUAACUUCUAAAUAAGAUCUAAACCAAACAUCCUGUAUUUCACAGGAGGUUCCACAUAUUUAAGGGGACAAGUGAGAACACAACAAUGAAUUUUAUAAAGCACUUCCUCUUGAUGUUUCUACAUGCCUUGGUAUAGCUGUUUUAUUGAUUAUUUAUCCACCAUAUUUAAAAAAUGUUCACAAAGUAUUUAGACUUUUUUUAGUAGAGAUGUUUUUUUUACAUUCCAAUGGAUGUCAUUUAUGUUUUUAUGUGACUUAGAUUUUCCUCUGCAGUGGUGUAUUAAGUUUUAAGCCAGCCAAUAGAAGACCAUGAACUUUAAAUGUAAAGAAAGAUUCUUGCCUUUAGGUUUAACUUAUGAAAGGGAAUUGAUGAUGAGAGAUUAUCCCUUUUCCUUCUGCCGUGCAGUCUACAGUACAGACCCCCCCCACUGUCGUUACCUGGUCGACGCUCACAAAAGAUACAUCUUUAUUUGACUGUCUGCUGUUCCGUUCUCUGCAGUAUGCAUCAUAGAACCUAGACGUAAAACCUGUGAUGUAUUAAUAGUUACUGAUGGUGUCCUCAUCUAUAUGAACAUUGCCGGGAGAAAAAAGCUGCAACAUGUGUAAAAUAUCGAAAUAAAUCCAAACUCUAAACGAUAA
Limanda limanda (common dab) is the source of this 1872-nucleotide messenger RNA. RefSeq names its product protein kinase, interferon-inducible double stranded RNA dependent activator (gene prkra). The coding region runs from base 157 to 1080 and encodes 307 amino acids. The record is from RefSeq and is a predicted model, not a curated record. Lineage: Eukaryota; Metazoa; Chordata; Actinopteri; Pleuronectiformes; Pleuronectidae. The transcript has 8 exons.